Molecule: messenger RNA, 1080 nt
Organism: Oppia nitens
Lineage: Eukaryota; Metazoa; Arthropoda; Arachnida; Sarcoptiformes; Oppiidae
Product: transaldolase-like
Exons: 2
Coding region: 72-1043 (323 amino acids)
Biological process (GO): pentose-phosphate shunt; pentose-phosphate shunt, non-oxidative branch; carbohydrate metabolic process
Cellular component (GO): intracellular anatomical structure; cytoplasm
Molecular function (GO): transaldolase activity
Source: RefSeq, a predicted model, not a curated record
CUCUUUGAAUAUAUCAGAAAUUUUUAUUAUAUUAAAUUCAUUGAAUAACCAAUUUUGACGUGAUAAAAAAAAUGGCCACCACAUCAUCAUCAACACUGGAACAGUUACGAUCGGUGACCACUGUAGUGGCCGAUACCGGCGAUUUUGAUUCAAUGAAAGAGUUUCGGCCGACCGAUGCCACCACUAAUCCAUCGCUGAUAUUGGCCGCCGCAAARAUACCGAAAUAUUCGGAACUAAUUGAUCGGGCGGUUGACUACGGCAGACAACACGGAAACAAUUUGGAGACAACUAUGGACUAUCUGUUUGUAUUGUUCGGUACUGAGAUCUUGAAGAUAGUUCCCGGACGGGUAUCGACUGAAGUUGAUGCCCGACUAUCGUUCGAUAGGGACGGGUCGGUCAAAAAGGCUCGCCAAUUGAUCCAGUUGUACGAAAAGGCYGGYAUAACCARAGAUCGGGUACUCAUCAAACUGGCCACUACUUGGGAAGGAGUAAAAGCGGCCGAAGAGCUGGAAAAAGAGGGCAUUCACUGUAAUCUAACCCUACUGUUCAACUUUGCACAGGCAGUUGCCUGUGCCGAAUCGGGUAUAACGUUGAUAUCGCCGUUUGUUGGCCGCAUAUACGACUGGUAUGUGGCUAAGACUGGCCAGAAAGUGUACGCGAAUCCGGCCGACGAUCCGGGCGUCCAGAGUGUAACUCGAAUCUAUAAUUACUAUAAAAAACAUGGCUAUAAAACAGUAGUAAUGGGCGCAUCGUUUCGCAAUACAUCCGAAAUCAAAGCACUGGCCGGCUGUGAUUUGUUGACCAUUUCGCCGGCAUUGUUAGGCGAAUUGGCUAAAGAAACUGGUGUCCCAUUGAAACAGGUAUUGUCGCCGGAAUCGGCUGCCCAGCAAACCGACUGUCCGCGCGUACAUUACGAUGAAAAACGAUUUCGUUGGGAACUCAAUGAAGACCAGAUGGCAACCGAUAAACUGAGUGAAGGUAUCCGUAAGUUUGCCGCCGAUGCUAUCGUUUUGGAAAAUCUGAUUAAAGCCAAACUUCAAUAGUAAUAGUAAUAGUUAUAAUAAUAAUAAUAAUAAUAAU